GGUUGUUGAUUUAUGGUUUUGGGGAAAAAAAGUCAUAGGUGACUGAACAGAUUGUGCCUACUUUCUUCCUUCCGCUUUAAGUAAAAAGUGUGCAACCGAAAUUGUGUUGAGUGAAAAUGAAUAUUUGAAAAGAGAGACCAGUCGAAUUGAACUUGACCGUAGCUUGUACGUUGUUAGUGUUCGAUAGUGAUCCAAAAAACUCUUCAUGUGAACGAGAGAGUGUAGUAAUAAUUAAUCUCAAAUUUAAGCAAGACGGUAUCACUAAACUGUAAAUAGCAGACGUGGUAACCUGAAAUACUGCUCAGUUGUGUGGCAUUGAUCGCGGAGAUAAGUCGAAUUGGUCAGGUUUUUCCGCCAACGUUUUAAGAAAUGUCAGUGCUCGAUUGGGAUAGUCCUAUCAGUAUAGUAGGGUACGUGGUAACGGCCACUGCAGUGUUUCUGUCUUUAUUCAAGUAUUAUCUCUACAUCACAUGCGGAAAAAUCACAUCCAGUAGGAACAUGGAAGGCAAAACCGUCAUCGUUACCGGAGCCAACUCCGGCAUCGGCAAGGAAACGGCACGGGAUCUGGCCAAACGGGGCGCUCGUGUCAUCAUGGCUUGCCGGAAUAUGGAGACCGCAGCCCAGGCUCGUGAUGAAAUCAUCGCCGAGUCAAAAAACACCAACGUCUUUAUCAAACACGUGGACAUGAGCUCACUGGCAUCGGUACGUGCUUUCGCCUAUGAAAUACUCUCCUCCGAGUCAGUCGUCGAUGUCCUGAUCCACAACGCUGGCGUUGCGGAAGGUCUCAAAGCAAAAGUGACCCCGGAUGGGCUGAUAUUCUCGCUGGCCACCAAUUACUACGGACCGUUCCUGCUCACGCAUCUGUUGAUCAAUAUGCUGAAAAAAUCCGACCAAGGCCGAAUCGUUGUCGUGUCCUCCAAGCUGUACCGCUACGCCUAUGUCAAACGAGAUCUCAGUAACAUCAACCCGACGCAUUCGCUGUACUCCAUUGUGCCGAGCAAGAUGUACAACUUGUCCAAAUUCAUGGAAAUCAUGUUCACCCAGGAACUGGCCCGCCGAUUGCAGGGGACUCGCAUCACAGCCAACUGUCUUCACCCGGGAGUGAUCGAUACCGGCAUUUGGCGCAACAUUCCCUUCCCACUGAACUUGGUGUUCAAGCCCAUCCAGUGGUGCUUCCGUACGCCCGAAGAAGGAGCCAGAUGUACGGUGUACGUGACGGUGACACCGGAAGUUGCACAAAUCAGCGGAAAAUACUUCCGAGGAUGUAAGGUGACGGAAAUUAAUCAGCGGGUGCAGAACAAGGAGAUUCAGGGAAAGCUGUGGGAGGCUUCUCGAGCUUUGGUGAAGCUCACCGAGGAGGAUCCGAUGAUCUAACGAAGGAAGAUGUGUGGUUGUGAAUUUGUUCAGAAAUGGCAUUUUUAUUUUAGGCAUUGUAGUAGUUAAGAUAUACCGUUAGAUAUGGCGGUGACUUGUUAGUGAUCGAAAUAAGCUAUCUAAUGAUUGAACAGGGUUGAAAAACAUUGAUUAACUCAGUGGUACAUUUACGAUGAUGCCUAUGUAGAUUGAAAAUACGGAUGAUGAGUCUCCUCAAUAAUAAAUGAAAUGUUGCAAUUUUUACCAUAUUUCGGAUUAUUCUUAGCUGGUAACCCAGACAAAGGCCAUCAACGGAAUAACAAAACAUGAUACAUGUGGAUUUUUGAUAUAAGAGAUAAAAGAACAGGCAACAAUAUACAAAAUUGCAGCGAAAUAUCAUUUAACUAUCAAGCUAAAAAUGUUCUAGUGAUAAGAAAUAAAACUAAUGGCACUCCAUCACAGA
Molecule: messenger RNA, 1816 nt
Organism: Armigeres subalbatus
Lineage: Eukaryota; Metazoa; Arthropoda; Insecta; Diptera; Culicidae
Product: retinol dehydrogenase 14
Exons: 4
Coding region: 370-1374 (334 amino acids)
Source: RefSeq, a predicted model, not a curated record